Molecule: messenger RNA, 3234 nt
Organism: Odobenus rosmarus divergens (Pacific walrus)
Lineage: Eukaryota; Metazoa; Chordata; Mammalia; Carnivora; Odobenidae
Gene: KIF17
Product: kinesin family member 17
Exons: 16
Biological process (GO): microtubule-based movement
Molecular function (GO): microtubule motor activity; microtubule binding; ATP binding
Source: RefSeq, a predicted model, not a curated record
AUGGCCUCGGAGUCGGUGAAGGUGGUGGUGCGCUGCCGCCCCAUGAACCAGCGGGAGCGGGAGCUGAACUGCCAGUCUGUGGUGACGGUGGACUCCGCGCGCGGCCAGUGCUUCAUCCAGAACCCGGGCGCCGCCGACGAGCCGCCCAAGCAGUUCACCUUCGACGGCGCCUACUACAUGGACCACUUCACCGAGCAGAUCUACAACGAGAUCGCCUACCCGCUGGUGGAGGGUGUCACUGAGGGCUACAAAAAAAAAAUCUUCGCUUACGGCCAGACGGGCAGCGGGAAGUCCAAAAAAAAGCAGGGCCUGCCGGACCCAUCUUCCCAGAGAGGCAUCAUCCCCAGGGCCUUCGAGCACGUUUUCGAGAGUGUCCAGUGUGCAGAGAAUACCAAGUUCCUGGUCCGGGCCUAAAAAAAAGAGAUCUACAAUGAAGAUGUCCGUGACCUUCUGGGGAAAAAAAACAAGCAGAAGCUGGAGCUGAAGGAGCACCAAAAAAAAGGGGUGUAUGUGAAGGGGCUCUCCAUGCACACGGUGAAAAAAAAGACCCAGUGUGAGCACAUCAUGGAGACGGGCUGGAAAAAAAAAACAGUAGGCUACACGCUGAUGAACAAGGACUCCUCCCGCUCCCACUCCAUCUUCACCAUCAGCAUCGAGAUCUACGCUGUAGAUGAGCGGGGCAAGGACCAUCUCCGUGCUGGCAAGCUGAAUCUGGUGGACCUGGCGGGCAGCGAGCGGCAGUCCAAGACGGGUGCCACAGGGGAGCGGCUCAAGGAGGCCACCAAGAUCAACCUGUCGCUGUCGGCCCUGGGCAACGUCAUCUCGGCCCUGGUGGACGGGCGCUGUAAACACAUCCCCUACCGGGACUCGAAGCUGACGCGGCUGCUGCAGGACUCGCUGGGUGGCAACACAAAGACACUGAUGGUGGCCUGCCUGUCACCCGCAGACAACAACUAUGACGAGACGCUCAGCACACUGCGCUAUGCCAACCGGGCCAAGAACAUCAAGAACAAGCCACGCAUCAAUGAGGACCCCAAGGAUGCCCUCCUGCGCGAGUACCAGGAGGAAAUCAAGAAGCUGAAGGCGAUCCUGGCCCAGCAGAUGAGCCCCAGCAACCUGUCAGCCCUGCUGUCCAGUCAGGCCCCCCUAAACCCUGUCCAGAUUGAGGAGAAGCUGGUGCCCCCACCUGUGAUCCAGUCUGACACAGAGGUGGAGAAGCAGCUGAUCCGGGAGGAGUACGAGCAGCGCCUGGCCCGGCUGAGGGCCGACUAUGAGGCGGAGCAGGAGUCCAGGGCCCGGCUGGAGGAGGACAUCACUGCCAUGCGCAACUCCUACGACGUGAAGCUGUCCACGCUGGAGGAGAAUCUGCGAAAGGAGACAGAGGCUGUCCUCAAGGCAGAGGUCCUCAAGGCGCAGGGCACAUCCAGGGCCGAGUUUGCCAACAGGUCUGAGUGCUCCCCCACGUUCCACUCCGAGAUGGCCGUGACACCCGGGAUCCACUCCAUGCCGCACACCCUGCCCGGCGGGGAUGUCUCCAAGACUGAGCUUUCUCCUGCGUUCGAGAUGCUGCCUGUGGCGGAGACUUCCAAGUCUGAGGUGUCUCUGGGGUCUGAUGAGUCUUCCACGCUCGAGGAAACCUCCAUGUCCGAGGCCUGCCCAGGGCCCCAGGAGCCUUCCGACGUGGAGUUCUCCGUGCCCGAGGCGGAGGCCCAGAGCAGCUACCUCCCAGAGCCGCACCUCAGCCUGGAGGCCACGGAAGCCCUGCCGCAGGCCGGACCCGUCCAGCUGGCAGCCCUGGGUCUGUUGCCCAGCCUGCAUGACCCGUUUGCUGAGGUGGAAGCCAAGCUGGCCAGGCUCUCCUCCGCAGUGGCCGGGGCCGAGGCGCUCCAGGCUGGCGCACCCAGGCUCUGCACACAGCGCCCCUCCCUGACGGAUCUGCUGGGACCUGGUGUCCUUAGGGCUGAAGCUGAGACAGCUGACUGCCUCCUGCCCAGGGCUGAGGUUGACCAGGGCCCAGAAGUGGCCGAGGAGGUGGUGUUGGCAGCAGAACCUGGCGUAGGGGCCAAGGCUGAGGCCCAGGUGUCCUUGGAGGCUCAGCCUCAGCCCUUGCUGGCCACGACCAGCGUGAGAAGAGACAGUGUGGGCGUGGAGGUGGUGGUGCUGACUGACGACCUGCUGCCUGUCGUGGACCAGCAGCAGGUGCUUGCCCGUUUGCAGCUGUUGGAGCAGCAGGUGGUGGGGGGGGAGCAGGCCAAGAACAAGGACCUGAAGGAGAAGCACAAGCGGCGGAAGCGGUACGCGGAUGAGCGCAAGAAGCAGCUGGUGGCAGCCCUGCAGAACUCCGACGAGGACGGCGGCGACUGGGUGCUGCUCAACGUCUACGACUCCAUCCAGGAGGAGGUGCGGGCCAAGAGCAAGCUGCUGGAGAAGAUGCAGAGGAAGCUGCGGGCAGCAGAGGUGGAGAUCAAAGACCUGCAGUCGGAGUUCCAGCUGGAGAAGAUCGAUUACUUGGCCACCAUCCGCAGGCAGGAGCGGGACUCCAUGCUCUUCCAGCAGCUCCUGGAGCAGGUGCAGCCCCUCAUCCGCCGGGACUGUAACUACAGCAACCUGGAGAAGAUAAGGCGCGAGGCCUGCUGGGACGAGGACAAUGGCUUCUGGAAGAUCCCCGAGCCCAUCAUCAUAAAAACCAGCCUCCCAGUAGCAGUUCCAACGGGGCCACAGAACAAAGUAGUCCGCAAAAACUCUGCAGCAGACAACGGUGAACCAGGCACGGAAGAAGACCGCUACAAGCUGAUGCUCAGUCGGAGCGACAGUGAAAACAUUGCCAGUAACUACUUCCGGUCCAAGCGAGCCAGCCAGAUCCUCAGCACGGAUCCCAUGAAGAGCCUCACGCAUCACAGCUCGCCCCCCGGCCUCAGCUCCCCACUCAGCAACACCUCUGCCAUCUCGCCUACCCAGGCCCCCGAAAUGCCCCAGCCCCGGCCCUUCCGCCUCGAGUCCCUUGACAUCCCCUUCACCAAGGCCAAGCGAAAGAAAAGCAAAAGCAGCUUUGGCAGUGAGCCUCUGUGAACGCGGCCUCCUGCGGCUGUCCUGCCCCGGGGCUUCCGUGAGACUGCCAGCCCCCCCCUGCCCCCCAGGGCAGCCCCAGCCAGUCCUCCUCACCCCUGCCCCUAUGGUGUCUGGAUGCCCGAGGGGGUCCUUGCCCUGGAAAGAGCCUUUCCCUUCCCUGUUACC